Molecule: messenger RNA, 1179 nt
Organism: Cooperia oncophora
Lineage: Eukaryota; Metazoa; Nematoda; Chromadorea; Rhabditida; Trichostrongylidae
Source: the annotation of a GenBank genome assembly
GGAACAAGCUACGUGUUCCUACGCGACCGGUUAGCCGAUCGGCUACAGACGAUCAGAGAGAAAACGCAGCGCGAUGCAGCUCACGUAAUACAAAAAACAAUGCGCACAUAUGUUGCGCGUAGGAGAUAUCUACGUAAGCGCCACGCCAUCAUACGACUUCAAGCGGGUCUUCGAGGUUGGAAAGCGAGAAAGGAGUGUAAUGCUCUUCGCGAGCAGAUGUUCAAGAAUCUCAGCAAUCAAACAAAGAGAAAUCGUCGCCUGAAUGCUUACCAUGAGACGUUGAUGUCAAGCAGCCCUGAACAGAAAUGUCCAGGUGCAUUACUGGGAUGCUUCGAUGUGGAAAAUCUUGCCAAUAAAGAGAUUGAGAGAUCACUCAGCGAAUCGAAGCCUAAGACUGGGAACAUGAAAAUCACUACCGACUAUUUGCCAAUAAAAUUGAAAAGCCGCGUUGGUACCAUCGAACCGGUGACGAUCGAGAAGUUCGCUGAAGAAAACUUCAAGGGGCAUCUUCUCGAGCCAAGACGUGAACCAAUUCUCACCCCAUUCCUCCAUAAAGAAAACGACCUCGAUUUUCGUCUAUCGAUCGAAGUAUUCAAGCUCAUCUUGAAGUACAUGAAUGACCAAGCGCUAACUCGAGCACAACUGGACGAUUUAGCUCGUUACAUUGUAAAACAAGGUAUUAACAAUCCAUGUCAACGUGACGAAAUCUUCGUGCAAAUAUGCAACCAGAUCUACCGUAAUCCUGACAAAGAAGCGACAACACGAUGCUGCCGUCUACUGCUUCAAGCAGUCGGAGUGUUCGCUCCUACUGAAAAUGUUCUACCAAUGUUAAUAAGUUUCUGUGGUGAACAACGACUGCCGCUUCAAACUCAGUUGAUUAAUACGAUUGCAAGGAGAAUGAAUAUGUUGGAAAGUCAGACAGCUCGACUCCUGCCUGCUUCUCGUCUGGAGAUGGGAGCACUCUGCGGUUUUCACAAUGCAGCCGUUGAUGUGACAAGUCAGGACGGUGAAGUUUAUACCGUGGAAGCGCAUCCUUGGAUAACAAACGAAGAACUAGUGAAUAGGGUUCUGAGGCACAGAUCGUAUUUCUACAACUACCCAACCGAUAGGACACUACCACCUGUGAACAAGAAGAAGGUUGACAUACAAGUUACUCCUACACAGGUUAAAGUGCUGUGA